UUUGAAACAUCAUGGGGAAUGAUGGCCCAGACGACUUCAUUGACACCGGGCGGAGUUCAUAUCUUUCUGAAACGGGAGCCCUCCUCAAUAUUUCUUGGAACGACACCUCAUCGAGGAUCAAACCCAUCCCUUCCACUCCUUGGGAAUGGGACGAUGCCACGUGGAUCUUGGCGGCUAGUUUCAUUAUCUUCACCAUGCAAACGGGUUUUGGUAUGCUCGAGUCCGGGAUUGUGUCCUUGAAGAACCAGGUGAAUAUCAUGAUGAAGAACGUUGUGGAUGUGGUCUUGGGAGGCUUCACCUAUUGGGCCUUUGGAUAUGGAUUGAGUUAUGGGGAGUCCGAGUACUCGAACUCGGUGAUUGCUUUUGGUUCCUGGUUCGUUGACGCAGAGGCUGAUGACAUGGGACCUGUCUUCACCACGUUCUUGUUCCAACUCUCAUUUGCCACCACUGCCACGACCAUCGUGUCAGGUGCCAUGGCUGAACGUUGCAAUUUCAACGCCUAUUGUCUUUUCUCGUUGGUGAACACAGUGGUCUAUUGCAUCCCAGCCCAUUGGUUGUGGUCGCCCAAAGGAUUUUUGUACCAAUUGGGCGUUGUGGACAUCGCCGGAAGUGGCGGAGUACAUUUAGUGGGAGGCUGUUCGGCAUUUGUGGCGGCCAUUAUGUUGGGUCCCCGAUUGGGCCGUUGGGAUUCUAAUACCCCGCCUCCCAUGGGUAGCCCCACCAAUGCACUCAUCGGUCUUUUCAUGUUAUGGUGGGGUUGGUUGGCUUUUAAUUCCGGAAGUACCUUCGGUGUGACGGGGAAUCGAUGGCGUUUGGCCGCUAAAGCCACUUGCACAACCAUGUUGUCGUCGUUAGGCGGCGGCUUAACAGCUUUAAUCAUGUCCUACAUUCAAUUUGAUGGGAAAAUUGAAGUUUUAGCCACCAUCAAUGGAGUCUUGGGAGCACUCGUGGGAGUCACCGCUUCUUGCGCAGUGGUCACCAUUUGGGAGGCCCUACUCAUUGGAGCAAUUGGAGCCUUUUUGGCCAAUAUCACGGACCCUUUACUGGUGUGGUUGAGAGUGGAUGACGCCGUGGGCGCCACGUGCGUUCAUGGCUUUGGAGGUGCUUGGGGCAUGAUUGCCGUCGGGAUAUUUGCGGCCAAGGAUGAGCUAGCGGGCUAUACGCAAUUGGACGGUCUACUUCACGGCGGUGGAGGCUACCUACUUGGAGUACAACUUCUCGCUGUGGUGCUCCUCAGCGCCUGGGCAGCAACAAGUACAUUUGUCCUACUCUAUUUCAUCAAUAAGGUCAUUCCAAUUCGAAUGCAUCCGCACGAGGAGUUGCUUGGGGCAGAUUUCUUUGAGCAUGAUAUUCGCCAUGCAGGGGUGGGCGUAUCUCGAGCCGUGUCCGUCCUUCAGUUUUAUCACGAUGACGUGGAUCCCACGAUUGAAAGCAAAGGCGCCAAUGUCGGUCAUGACCAUUUCCUGGCGGACAACUAUGUCGAUAAUAUCUUUUCUAUUGGGAUGACAAAAACGCAUACCAAAAUCGAACAACAGUCCAUCAAGGACUCGAAUGUCUCCAAUGGGGACCAAGCAGAAAAAAGAACACAACAGCAGCAGCAACAACAACAACAACAACAAUCACUUCCACCACCAAAACUAGAAGAACAGCCCUUGGCUACUUCAGUCGACAUUGGAUACGAGUAUUUAGCAAGCAUUGUGACAAAGAUAGAUGAUUGAUGGCAAACAUUUGCAAAUAAAGGAUUGAGAAUAAAUGUCACGCUUCUAAGACAGGAUACUACUAUCUCACGUUUUAGAAAGAUCACAUUUCGAAGUGCAAAACAAGAUUUCUUCUUUCCAUCAAUCAAGUUCACUUCUUCCAGAAUAC
This is a messenger RNA of Tigriopus californicus, 1866 nucleotides long. Its product is annotated as putative ammonium transporter 2. The transcript has 9 exons. Gene Ontology annotation, molecular function: ammonium channel activity. The record is from RefSeq and is a predicted model, not a curated record. The coding region runs from base 12 to 1718 and encodes 568 amino acids. Gene Ontology annotation, cellular component: membrane. Lineage: Eukaryota; Metazoa; Arthropoda; Copepoda; Harpacticoida; Harpacticidae. Gene Ontology annotation, biological process: ammonium homeostasis; ammonium transmembrane transport.